GUGGCUUAAACACUGAUUUUUUUUUAAUGAAAUUCACAGAUUUACGAUCGUACUUGAGAACCCUAAUCUCAAACGCAAGUGCUUGCUCAAAUCGCUCGAUUGUCUCUCGGUCUCUCCAAUCUCUCGCCGUCUCCAGCUUUACCGUUGCAAUCCAAAUUCCUAAUCCAAUCUCCUAAGUUACUUCUAAAGCCUGAAAUCGACUCUCCGACUUCGUAGCCUGAAAUCCAAUAUUCGUUUGAUCUGGUUCGGUUUUCGUGUUCUUGGCUAUUUAAAUAUUGACUAAUUUGCUUGAAUGUUAAAUUAUGACUGGAUUUUUCUCUGUGGUGGCUGUAUAUUUUAUACAAACUUCUCGUGUGGAGUGAAAGUUUUAACGGAUUGAGUUGGCUUCUGGCUACUAAUUCUAUAAGUGUAGUUGGGGUGGGGUCUCAUUUUUCUUCUGAAAAUUAAUGUGGAUUGGCUGUAUUGUUGAGGUGUCAUUCAUUAUUUAAUUAUCAGCACCGACUUCGUUUUUUAUCUUGUAACAUAAAAUUUAGUUUCUUAGUCUUGACUUUGGAUCAUGUUUAGUUCUGGUUAUUUUUAGUUCUGAUCAUAUCGUUCCCCCUACUGAGACGGAAGAAAGAAAUAAUUGUGAAUGUUUAGCUGUUCAUAUUUAAUUAAGUGCAAUAAACUUAAUUUGGCGUCUCUUUCAUUCUUAUGGACAUCCACAUAUCCAAGUUGAUGAAGAUGAACUAUAUUGGGAUGGAAUAAGCUCGAUGAAGAUUCGAUUUGGUUAUGGCCGUGUCAGCGUGGUGACAUAUACAUUUGCAAGAGCUGCUCUACUCUCUAAAACCAGUCCAAUGAAUAGUGAUAGCACAAUUUUGAAGGAAACUUGUGCAAUUUGCUUGGAGAAUGUCGAUGUACUGAAGAUGUUUUCAGUUGAUUAUUGCUUCCACAGAUUUUGCUUUUCUUGUGUGAAGAAAAAUGUCGAGGUACAAUUGCGCCAAGGGAUUGUGCCCAAGUGUCCUUUUGAAGGUUGCCGGUCUGAUCUGGAAAUAGAUAGCUGCACAAAGUUAUUAACACCAGAGUUAAUUGAGAUCAUGACUCAAUGCAUAAAGGAAGCUCGUGUUCCUUUUACGGAGAGAAUUUAUUGCCCAAAUUCCCGAUGCUCCACACUAAUGUCAAAAUGCGAGGCUUUGGAAUUU
Molecule: messenger RNA, 1181 nt
Organism: Olea europaea var. sylvestris
Lineage: Eukaryota; Viridiplantae; Streptophyta; Magnoliopsida; Lamiales; Oleaceae
Product: probable E3 ubiquitin-protein ligase rbrA
Exons: 2
Biological process (GO): protein polyubiquitination; positive regulation of proteasomal ubiquitin-dependent protein catabolic process; ubiquitin-dependent protein catabolic process
Cellular component (GO): ubiquitin ligase complex; cytoplasm
Molecular function (GO): ubiquitin protein ligase activity; ubiquitin conjugating enzyme binding; metal ion binding
Source: RefSeq, a predicted model, not a curated record